AUGUUUCUGUGGGCCAAAGACUAUGAUUCGGUCUUGGUGGAAAGCAACUAUGAUGUGGGGGAUCGCGAGCUACUGGCGGCACUGUCGGUUUCUCGUCAGUUCGCUCAGGAGAAGUCCAUCACCGAACCAGAAACCAUCAUUCCAUCUACCUGGGAGAUCGAAGACUUGGUUCGGGAGGCCCAACGCAAUGACCCUUAUCCAGGUAAUGGCCCACCUGGCACUCUUUUCGUUCCAGAUGCUGCUUGCUCCAAGGUGUGUGCCAGGGGUAAGGCCUCCCAUUCACCCCUGUCCGGCCUGCUGCAUCUGCUUCCGGUCCCGAAGCGGCCUUGGUCCCAUGUGGCAGUGGACUUUGUCACAGGCCUCCCACCGUCCCAAGGCAACAUGGUCAUCUUCACCAUCGUCGACCGUUUCUCCAAGGCAGCCCAUUUCAUCGCCCUGCCAAAGCUCCCAACCUCCAAGGAAACAGCUGAUCAGAUUACUAAGCACGUGUUCCGGCUGCAUGGUAUCCCCUUGGAUAUUGUCUCGGACCGUGGCACUCAGUUUACCGCCCAGGUGUGGCGCUUUUUCUUUGAGGGUCUGGGCGCAUCUGUCAGCCUCACGUCCUGUUUCCAUCCCCAGUCCAACGGACAAACCGAGUGGGCAAACCAGGACUUGGAGACAGCAUUGCGAUGUGUGGUAUCUUCUAACCCUUCUGCCUGGAGCACACUCUUACCCUGGAUCGAAUUCUUUGGUGAGUUUGGCUACAGGUAUAUCCCCUUUCCAAGCCUCCGUUUGCUAUCAGCCCCCGCUCUUUCCGUCAGAGGAAAAAGACCUGUCAUCACCUUCAAUGCUGUUGCAGAGUCUGGGGGAAGACCAGAGCUGCACUACUCCGGGGCUUGUACCAAGACAGCUGCAGACCGGCACCACACUCCCGCUCCCAGAUACCAACCUGGUCAAUCGGUUUGGCUGUCAUCAUGUCAUGUCAAGACCAUCCCGCUCAAGACCGACUCCCGGAAAUUAUGCCCCUGCUUCCUGGGACCAUUCAAGAUCACCAAAAUCAUUAAUCCAGUCAGCAUAGAACUGCAACUUCCUCCAUCUCUCCGCAUCCACCCUACUUUCCACGUGUCCCAAAUCAAGCAUGUCCGUACAAGUGACCUUUGCCCUCCUGCCGAUCCCUCUCCUCCCGGCCAGGUCGUGGAUGGUUACGUGGCUUUUACCGUCUGGUGGCUCAUCAAUGUCCGACGGCAAGACAGGGGACUUCAAUACCUGGUGGACUGGGAGGGGUAUGGUCCUGAGGAGCGUUCUUGGAUGGCUAGGGCACGCAUUCUUGACCCUUGCGAGCUUCAUGAUGAAUUCACAGGAAAUGGUUUUGGCUUCACAGCUGUGCCGCGUCAGGGUCAAGAAAUGCCAAGGCUGGACUGGAGCCCUACAGAGAAAGACACUGAGCAAUGUUCCAUGAAAGGCAAGAAAGUGGCAGACUGUGCCAACUUUAUCCGUGUGCUAGAGUUUCUGAACAGCACCAACAUUUACACCUGUGGGACGUUCGCCUUCAGCCCGCGCUGUGUCUACAUUGACACUGAGACACUGUCCAUGAGCCAACGGUCUGAUGAAGGGAGAGGCCGCUGCCCCUACGAUCCCUACCAGCCCAACACGGCCAUCGCUGUGGAUGGGGAGCUGUACACUGGAACAGUGGCCGAUUACAGAGGGAAUCGUCCCGUCAUCUCCCGACACUUGAGCGAAGCCGGCCGUGGCGACUUGAAGCUAGACGACACUCUGGGUUGGCUUGAGGACCCCACGUUCAUCCGCUCCAUGUUUGUCCCUACGGAAGAGAAGAUCUACUACUUCUUCAGUGAAGUGGGGCGCGAGUAUGACUUCAUCGACAGGCUCUUGGUGUCCCGUGUGGCUCAGAUCUGCAUUAAUGAUGUGGGCGGCCAGAGGACCUUGCAGAGGCGCUGGACGACAUUUGCCAAAGCUCAGCUGCUCUGUCAGGAUGACGGAGAACUGCCCUACAACCUGAUCCAGGACAUAGACAUGCUUGCACCAGGAGAGGGCGCUUCCCCUGAAGACACCCUGUUCUACGGGGUCUUCACUUCUCAGUGGCGUUUAAACUCUGGGCUCUCAGCCGUCUGUGUCUUCAAUCUUGGGGCCUUCAGGUCAGCGUUCUCUGGGAGUUACAAGGUCCUGAACAGGGACACACUGCAGUGGAGCUCCAGACUCCAGGAGAAGAUAGCCAGCCCCGGGGAGUGUGGCCUGCACAAUUCCUCGGACAGUGCACUGCGGUUCGUUAAAGAAAACUUCCUGACCGAUGAGAGUGUGCGCCCAGUGGACAGGAGGCUCACCUUAGUAUCACAGCACAGCUACAGCCGUAUCAGCGUGCAGAGGGUGCAAGCUGCCAGUGGAAGGCAUUAUACCACACUCUUUCUACUCACAGUGUCAGGGCUCAUCCACAAGGCAGUGCUGCUGCAGAGCGGGUAUCACAUCAUAGAGGAGAUUCAAGUGUUCAAGCAGCCCCAGACCAUCACCGGCAUGAAGCUCUCCAAGGAUGUCAUACUCAUUGGGACGUCAGAGGGGGUUCUGAGGCUUCCAAUGGCCAACUGCUCCUUCUACCGGACCUGUGCCCAGUGUGUGUUGAGUAGGGACCCCUUCUGUGGCUGGGACAGUGGCAGGCGUGUUUGUAUGGAGGUGGGCCGCUCUGUGGCCAGUGCUCUGGCCCAGGAUGUGGAGCAGGGGCAGGUGGAUGAUGUGUGUGUAGGCUCCAUCACACACAGAGCUCUGUUUGGAUCACACAUGCCCACAGCCCCAUGCCCUCCCAGUGUGCUCGUCACUGUCUCUCUGAAUGAGGUGGUCUGGCUCCACUGCCCGGCCCUCUCGCUCUUGUCCCGGCAGCAGUGGGAGCGUCCCAACAGCCGCCUGUCAGAGCAGCUGUAUCUUCAGCUGGACGACGGCAGCCUGAGCUUCGUGGCCACACCAGCCACACUGGGACACUACUUGUGUGUGUCUGUAGAGAAGGGCUUCCAGCAGACUAUGGCUGUGUACCAGGUCCGACAGAACAGCAUCCCCAUCUCCCCGUCCAGUUCUGCCCCCACCCAGCUCCUCACAGAGCAUCUCACGGAGCACCCCACAGAGCACCGUACACACCCCCGCGGACCUCCGGCCAGCACCCCCCCGCUGCACAUGGACAGUUCGGUGCCUAGAGACUUCGGGGAGGCCCCUGGGGCCCCAUGUUAUCUGAAAGAGCUCCUCAUAGUGAGCGGGCUGCUGGUGCUGUGCUUCAGUUUGUUGCUCACGCUGCUCAUGUACACUGUGCACCUGCACUCCCACAACAGGACGGCCCCGCAGCCCCCAACCCCUCCUCGACCACGAGGGAGCGCUAUGGAGUCACGUCCCAAAGGUCAGCACAGCAACAGCAGCUUCAACGGACACCUGCCUGUUGUCCCACUGUGACACAUGUGAACAUAAGAGGACACCUGCCAAAUGUCCCACUGUGUGCAUGUGUCCUCUUUUGUUCACAGAUCAGUGCCCCACUGUGAGAUGUGGAUAGAAGAGGACACCUGCCAAAUGUCCCACUGUGACACAGGGACAAAAGAGGACACAUGCCCAAUGUCCCACUGUGACACGUGAACAUAGGAGGACACCUGCCAAAUGUCCCACUGUGUGCAGGUGUCCUCUUUUGUCCACAGAUCAGUG
Molecule: messenger RNA, 3666 nt
Organism: Periophthalmus magnuspinnatus
Lineage: Eukaryota; Metazoa; Chordata; Actinopteri; Gobiiformes; Gobiidae
Product: semaphorin-4B-like
Exons: 17
Coding region: 1-3423 (1140 amino acids)
Biological process (GO): positive regulation of cell migration; DNA integration; semaphorin-plexin signaling pathway
Molecular function (GO): chemorepellent activity; nucleic acid binding; semaphorin receptor binding
Source: RefSeq, a predicted model, not a curated record